Molecule: messenger RNA, 351 nt
Organism: Parastagonospora nodorum SN15
Lineage: Eukaryota; Fungi; Ascomycota; Dothideomycetes; Pleosporales; Phaeosphaeriaceae
Exons: 2
Coding region: 1-351 (116 amino acids)
Source: RefSeq, a predicted model, not a curated record
AUGUCCACAUUUGGCUGCCAGUCAUCGAGACGUCGCAAAACUGAUGCAAGACUGAGAAGGGGAAAGAACCAUCCGGAGAAUAUGCGCAAAAGACCACCGACAGAGGGAGUCUUCGUAGAUGGCUGGAUAGCGAACGCUCUCGGCCAUUGCGUUGGUGCUUCGUCCCCUGCAGAGCUUGUGAUCGCGGAACGCAUCUGCUUGACGAAGCGGCACAGUCCUAUCAGGGGCCAUUCGAACUUCGUCCUGCUCGCCACCGCCGAGCGCGUAGCAGAACGCACAUUCUUCGGGUGUCGCAAUGACCCGGUACCCAGAUGUGGCGAGCCGGCAGAUCCCGUCGUAGGAAGAGGGUAA